CAUUGUUGGCCUCGUAGCAUUGCUCAAUCACGGUCAGCGUCUGUCCACAACCACCAUAACCACCAUAACCACUACAACAAUGUCUCCCACUCCCAUAACCCGCGAAACCUUCAUCGACCCAUCCCAUGUUCAAACAGUGCUCACCCAAAAAACGAUGUACGUCCUCAAAGACGAGGGGGGCGUCAAAGAGGUGCCUAUACCCGAGAGCUUUAGGAAGGUUGGCAUUCCCGAGGGGUACAGUGUCGAUUUCGUAUUGGACCCAGUGACGCUGGUCAAAACGUUCGCGAAGCAGGGUAUCACCACCGAAGAUCAAAUAAAAAAGGAACUCCUCAAAGACCUCAAAGCCACCAUCAACGCAUCCGAUAACCUCAAGAUCGUACCUACAUCCGUAUACGAAGAUAAACGCGCCCUAUACGAAAACAACUUUGACAACUCUGACGACGACGAAGGGGACGACGAAGAAGAAGAACCAACCGGACCCCCAAUCACACGCGAAACAUUCAUCUCACCCACCCACAUCGCCACGGCCCUCAAGCAAAAAACGAUGUAUGAGCUCGCAGAGGACGGGGAGGGCGUCAAGGAAGUACCUAUUCCGAAGAGUGUUAAGAAGGGGGGUGUUAUUCCGGAGGGAUAUAGUGUCGAUUUCAUCGUGGAUCCGUUGACGAUCGUCAAGUCACUUGCGAAGCAGGGGUUGGUUACUGAGGGUCAAUUAUCAGAAGAACUCCUAAAAGACCUCAAAGAACCCAUCAACGCAUCGGAUAAUUUGAAGAUCGUACCGACGAGCGUGUAUGAAGCCAAACUUGCUGCGCUGGAAGAGUCGCUUGAGAAUGAUGAGGAUGAUGAUGAUGAGGAGGUGGGGGAGGAAAAUUAUUUGUGUUAUGUACGAGUUCUGAUCUGGAGAAGUCCAGCGCCUUUCGUGGCCGGGAAAAGCGGAAAGGCUCGGUGCGGUGUAGUUGGCCGGGCGCAUUUUUUCUACCCGAAAUAUCAGACAAAGACAAGGGAACAGCUGGGUCAGCGUGGUUGGACAAUCUCGAUUUGGACACACCCGAUCACCCACUUGAACGACGCAUGUAGCGGAAACAGCGCAAGAUGGCGCCUUCAAUUCUACAUCGACCCGACUCGAGUAGUCAACCUUGGCUUAACAGCUACAGCCCUGGGGUGUUCGCCUGACAAAAAUGAACCCUGCAGUAAUAACAACAAAGCCAAUAACUUGAACCAGAGGAAGAACCUCCUCAAGCUGCUCGCCAUCAACUCAUCCGAAAACCUCAAGGCUCAAGAUCGCACUACGUCCCUAUCCGAGUCGCUCGAAUGGCUCUCGAGCAUCCAAUUCUCGCUCGACGUGUAUGCAUAG
Messenger RNA from Laccaria bicolor S238N-H82, 1351 nucleotides. RefSeq lists its product as uncharacterized. Lineage: Eukaryota; Fungi; Basidiomycota; Agaricomycetes; Agaricales; Hydnangiaceae. The record is from RefSeq and is a predicted model, not a curated record. The coding region runs from base 80 to 1351 and encodes 423 amino acids. The transcript has 9 exons.